This is a messenger RNA of Lathyrus oleraceus (garden pea), 504 nucleotides long. RefSeq lists its product as uncharacterized. The transcript is spliced from 2 exons. The coding region runs from base 1 to 504 and encodes 167 amino acids. The record is from RefSeq and is a predicted model, not a curated record. NCBI's taxonomy places the organism in Eukaryota, Viridiplantae, Streptophyta, Magnoliopsida, Fabales, Fabaceae.
AUGGCUCCAUAUGAAGCAUUGUAUGGACGAAGGUGUCGAACGCCUUUAUGUUGGUAUGAAGUUGGAGAAAAUAAAAUAUUGGGUUCAGAAUUUGUGCAACAAACAACAGACCAGGUUAAGCUUAUUAGAGGAAAGAUGAAAGCUGCACAGGAUCGUCAAAAGAGUUAUAGUGAUAAAAGGAGAAGACCUUUGGAAUUUGAGGCAGGAGAUCACGUGUUCAUUAGGGUAACUCCUAGAGCGGGAAUUGCACGAGCAAUCAAAACUAGGAAGUUAACACCAAGGAAGUAUUAUCCUGACCCUUCACAUGUCAUUGAGCCUGAAAGUGUGGAACUUAGAGAUAACCUAGAAUAUGAGGCUUUACCUGUCAAAGUUUUAGAUCAUCGAAUUAAGGAACUUCGUGGAAAGCAGAUACCAUUGGUUAGAGUUUUGUUGGAUGAUAUAACUGGUGAUUCUACCUGGGAAAGAGAAGAGGACAUGCGUCAAAAGUAUCCACCUAUGUUUUAG